AUGGCGGUCUUCCUGUGGUGGAGGGGGGGGGCGCUGCUUCCUCUGGGCUUCACCUGGCGCAGGAAGCGCCUUCGCUCGGCAGGAGAGGAAGACGAGGAGGCGCCCGGCUGGGCAGUGAGACCGAACCCUGAAGGCCAGCAGGAGCAGGAGCAGGAGCAGGAUCGGGAUCAGGAUCGGGAUCGGGAUCGGGAUCGGGAUCGGGAGUCGGAGAUCAACCGACAUUCCCUCAGCGCAUCACGGCCCCCCCUCGCCCCCUCAAAGUUAGACCUCAGGUCGCCUAAAAGGUUCCCCAGGCUCCUGGAGCAGGAGGAUGUGGCGUAUAGCUCUUUCCUAUUGGAUGAACUCCAGAAGGCCCCUCCCCUCCAUGUUCCUGACGCCUCCCUCCCCAGGCUGAGACGCCUCGCUCACGGCUCCGUUUGGGGGGUGACCUCUGACCCCCCGGUGAAGCAGCAGCGAUGGUCGUUCGAUGAGCAGCGGGGGGGCGGAGUUCACAGCACCUACCUGGGAGGGGGCGGGGCCAAAGGGCAGGCCAUGCCCCUCCCCCUGAGUGCUCAGCUGGAGGGGGUGUGGAGGGUCCACUGCUGCUCCCCUGGACUACAGGACACUACGGCUGCAGGAGGCGAGAAGCCUGCCGCCCACAGCAUCGCCACCCAAACCUGCCGCCCUCCGUCUGCCGCCGCCAACUUCUUCAACAGGGCGGCUCAGAGGCUCAGUCUGUCCCGCAGGAGGAGGUCCCCCCCCCCGCUGGCCCCCACCCCCCCCAUCGAGUCCCAGGGGCCCCUGCUGUACACCGGGGGCUUCAGCGUGGCCCUGCAGCUCUCACCCCCCCCCAUCCCACCAGGCCUCCUGCGGGCUGGCAGCAGCAAGGUCAAAGACACGCCGGGGAUGGGGAAGGUCCGGGUCAUGGUCCGGGUGUGCUCGGCCCUCAGCGAGUCGAUGGACUCCAUGUCUCUGCUGAAGCUGGACGGCAGGAAGAAGCUGCUGACGCUCAGCGAGGCGUCGGCCGGACCGAGGAGACCCGCCGCUCCCAAGACCUUCACCUUCCACAACAUCUUCUCCCAGGAUGCAUCACAGGCCGAGGUGUGUUCGGGGGCGGUGACUGAGGUUAUCCAGGCGGUGGUGAACGGAGCAGACGGCUGCGUCUUCAGCUUCGGACACGCUAACCUGGGUAAGACGUACACUAUGAUUGGUCGGGACUGCUCCACCCAGAGUCUGGGCGUCGCCCCCACAGCCAUCUCCUGGCUCUUCAAGGUGAUGGAGGACCGGAGGGAGAAGUCCGGCGCUGGCUUCUCCGUCAGGGCGUCGGCCGUGGAGAUCUCCGGCCGCGAGGAGGCGCUCACCGACCUCCUGGCUGACCAGCAGGGGGCGCUCACCCACCUCCUGGCUGACCUCGCCUGCUCCUCAGCGGGGGGCCAGCAGGGGGCCGUGACGCUGAGAGAAGACCCCCUCUGUGGAUCCCAGCUGCAGAACCAGACGGAGUUGCGGGCGACCAAUGCGGAGCAAGCAGCGUUUCUAUUGGACGUGGCGGUGGCAGCGAGGAGGAGCAGCCGGUCCCCAUUGGACCAGGAGGCCCGGAGGAACUCCCACUUCCUGUUUACUCUGCACCUCAGCCAGGAGCGGAAGGACAACAAGGCAGCAAGUCAGUGCACCAUCAGCCAAUCAAAUAUCAGACUUCGUCUCCACCUGCUGGAUUUGGGGAGCUGUGAGACGGACAUCAGCCGGACGAGGGAGGGGGGGGGAGGUCAGUGCCUCUCUCUGUCGGCGCUGGGGAACGUCGUCCUCGCUCUCGCCAACGGGGCCAAACACGUCCCCUACAGGGACAGUAAGCUCACCAUGCUGCUCAGUGAGUCUCUCAGCAACAUCAACUGUCGAACCACCAUGAUCGCCCACAUCUCCGACUCCCCGCUGAACUACAUGGAGACGCUGACCACCGUGCAGCUGGCCUCCCGCAUCCACCGCAUGAGGAAGAAGUCCAAGAAUGCCUCCAGCUCAUCCGGGGGGGACAGUUCCUGCGAGGAAGGCCCUUCCCAUCGUCCUCCUCAUCCUCGACCCCUCCACCCCAAAAUUGUGGCCCUGGACCCGGACACGCCCCUGCUGCUCUCCAGCGACCCCGACUACUCCUCCAGCAGCGAGCACUCCUGCGACACUGUGAUUUACGUCGGGCCCGCGGGGGGGGCCAUCUCGGACCGAGAGCUGAGCGACAACGAGGGACCCCCGUCCUUCAUUCCCAUCAUCCCCUCCCUUAACAAAAAGCGAGUAAAAGAUGCUUCCAGGCCUGACCGCGAACACCUGAAGUGCAACACGUUCGCAGAGCUGCAGGAGAAACUCGACUGCAUUGACGCUCCGGCCACGCUCAGCACGGAGGCCAAAGCUGACCACGCAGUGCUCCGGAUCCAAGCUGGGUCAAAGCCCGCAGAGGCCACGUCCCCACCCACUGAAGGGAUUUCCUCCCCCGUGUUCUUAGAAAGCACAACAACCACACAAUUCCCCUCAGCCGGCCACCUCCUGGAAACUUCCAAACGGACCAGUGCAGAUGGGGAGAAACUUACAGACACCCCCUUUGCGUCAUGUGUGGAAAAGCAAGGUGGGGCUUUUCCCUGGGACUCAGAGCCUGUGGUGCGGGAGAAGACCUACUUUAGAGGAGGGGUUCCCAAGCCCUCAGCCUCACCAUCCUUACCCAGGACAUCAAGGGAGGCAUUUCAGCCUGCAGAGGUUGUAGGCACGACUCCCCCUGUUGGAAUGAGUCAGAAAGCACUGAGGCAAGGCCAACCGCUGGGCUCCCCCAACAUGGAGAGGGCCCACCAUCUCCGGGCUGCUCUGUUAGGAAGAUGCCUUGACAGGGAUUUUCUGAGGACUACGGUGACUCUGCAGCAGCCUGUGGAGCUGAACGGGGAGGAUGAGCUCGUGUUCACAUUCGUGGAAGAGCUUCCUCUUGGUCUUGUCCCAGACAACGGCCGCCCCUCCAACCUCCUGAGCUUCAACAGGGACUGCUCUCUGCAGGCGUCACGGCCUGUCAGCAUCAUCAGCAGUAUCAACGACGAGUAUGAUGCUUACACAUGUCUACAGGGAGCGGUGGGACCUGGGGAUGAUGCUGACACUGUGAUGUUAUCCCAACAUGACGGCAAAGAGUCAACUGCUGUCCCGUGGCCAAGUGAGGUAAGUGCUGGUUCAGCAGGAAGUGAAGACACUCGUUCAACAAGCAGGCUUUUCUUAAGGAACAGAAACAUAAGCGCUCCAGAGUUUGUGCCCUCGCUUUCCUCUGCAAGUUUCUUUCAUAGACCGACGUUGCAGCCAGGCUCCCUGAAUGACAGCGGCGUCUGUUUCUCAGAGCUCGACAGUGACCCAGCCACUCCAGAGAAACCUUCUUUUACCAAGUGCCCUCCAUCCCCCAACUCAACCAAAGCCUCUCUGAAGGUGCGAGCCAGUACCCUGAACUCUUCAGUGUCAGAGCAGAUUCCCCAUCAUGCCGCCCAUUCCAGUCUUCCCAGGAAAAACAAGCCUACCUCAUCCACAGCAGUGGGCUGCAGCCGGCAGGAAGGUGGACUCUGUGAGUCUUUGUUUCAGGGAGGAAGUCAAUUCCAUCCCACAGAGUUUCUCUCUGAAGGCAAGCCUCCAAGAAGCGGCACAAGUACUGUUUCCUGUAAGAGGCCCGGAGGUAGUAGUGUAUCUCGUCCACCAAAGGCACAAAUAUUCUCUUCUGCUCACAGGGUUGUGGAUGGUUGUGAGAAGUCCAGCAGCAGGAGAGGAGAAACUCUCAUCAGGCUGCCACGACUCACCCGAGGUGCAACCACUCUGGGAACCGUUUCCAUCCCCCAGACAUCCGAAUCAAGGUGGGGUCAUGAGGGCCCUUCACUGACGGGCACCCUGAGGUUUUUAUCCCUAGGAAAAAAGUCUAACGGGCAGAAAAGCAACAUGUUCUUCAAGUCAGGAUCUGGGAACAUCUCCCCUACUGUGCCACCGGUCAGACAGUCGAGUCAAGAACUACAGACCAGAAAUGCACAUUCUCCAAGUGCCUUAAAAACAACCAGUGAGUUUGAAAAGUCCUUGUUCCCUAAAACCUCAACCUCAGAUGAAGAGUUAAACCCCAGGCUGCGAGCAGAGUCAUUCAGCCACAGGAGUUUAAAAACUGAACACGGCCCAGCCAGGAUGUCUUCCAGCCUGAAGACAUGCGGGGCCAAAGCAGAGGCCAGCAGGUACUACGGGAGUCUGGUGUCUCUAGAGAGGGGUGACGGUCUAAACUUGGCUGGGUCCAGGCAGAACAGCAGUGCUACAUUAGGAGGUGACAGCAGACCCAAUAGACCCGGGGUUCCAGCCUCCACCUCUGCUUCCUCUCCCUCUCCUGUGUUCUCCACCACAAGCAAACUGGGGCAGGUCAAAGGCAACGGCAGCCCUCGAGCAGCAGUUUCUGGUGGUACCAAGGCUCAGACUCUAUCUGCCAGCAGUUCCAAGAGCAUGAGCUCCUCCCCUGAACCUCUUGCUAAUGCAGCUGGACGCAACACCAGCCUGCCUCCUACCAGUAAGUCUCCCGCUCGGUCGGGGGAAGGAGCCAGGACGGGAAGAGGCACCAUCAUGGGUACAAAGCAGGCCCUCAGCAGAGCUCCUAACAGCCGUGUUACCGAGCUAGCCACUGGUAGCCAGAGGAAGCAGCUCAGCAGGGGGCCUGAAGUAACAGGAAGUGAUGGCACUGACAGCGGGACCAGUAGUGUGAGCGGGUCGCCAAACAACUCACCGCUACCAUCCCCUUACAGCAAGAUCACGGCGCCUCGGAGGCCGCAGCGCCACAGCAGCGGACACGGCAGCGACAACAGCAGCAUCCUGAGCGGGGAGCUGCCGCCCGCCAUGGGCCGCACCGCCCUGUUCUACCAUAGCGGGGGGAGCAGCGGCUACGAGAGCAUGAUCCGGGACAGCGAGACCACGGGCAGCACCUCCUCAACCCACGACUCCAUGAGCGAGAGCGGGGUGUCCACGUCCAACAGAAGCAGAGUUUCUAAAUCGCCAAAGAAGAGAGGAAACGGUUUCCUGCGGCGGCGCCUGAUCCCGGCCCCCCUCCCGGACCCCUCCUCUCUGGGCAAGAGGCCGGGGGGGCAGUGGGCGGACCAGAAGGAGCCGUUUGAAAUUAAACUCUACGAGAUCGACGAGGUGCAGCGACACCAGAGGAGGAGGGAGGCGGAGGUGAGGCACCAAGAGCAAUGACCUCCGUUUCACCAUGUGGAAAAGGGUCUGAUCUACUUCACCGGCCGGCUGAGGAUGCUGGAGAAGCGGCAGGAGCAGAUCAGGGAGCUGAGCAGCAAACACCAGCGGCUGAAGGAGGAGCUGGAGGAGGCCAAGAGCCGGCUGAGCCUCCCCCCCGCCAAGUGGACCGGAGAGUUCGAGGUGGACCAGGACCUGGAUCGGGGGUCUCAGGAGUUUCUGGAGGCUCUGCUUCGGACCACAGAGGACCUGCAGGACUGCGUCAGCCUCUGCAAGUCCCGCGUCAUGAUGGAGACGUGCUUCGACACCGCCACGCAGGACGAGCAGCAGGGGGUGGGAGAGGAGGCGACACGGAGUAGAAAGGUGGUGUAGUACCACCGUUUGGCCACUACGGAGAUCUGCUGCUUCAACGGCCGGCGCUCUUCCUGGGUUCAGUGAACGAUUCACCUAGAAAGAAAGGCCAUCAUCUCUAAUGGCAGUAUCCAGCUCUUAUGAUGCAAACAUGGCGCCCGCUGUGGGGCGGAGGGAGAGAGUCAGAGAGGAGGGAUGAGGAGAUGAUGAAGAAAAACACUGACCUCCUUCAGAUCAGCAGAACACAUGGGACAGCCUCUUUCAUCCACACGGAGGGAAACGUGUCGGGAUGAAACCUCUCUGGACGUGCCUUUAUAUUUAUCAUCUAGUUUAACAUGUUUUUAUCAUUUGUUUGUUUUUGUUUGUAUGUUUAUCAUGUCUGGUUCUCAUGGUGCUGACAUUACAAACAAACUUCCUGUGAAUUCUUU
Trematomus bernacchii (emerald rockcod) is the source of this 5969-nucleotide messenger RNA. RefSeq names its product kinesin-like protein KIF26A. NCBI's taxonomy places the organism in Eukaryota, Metazoa, Chordata, Actinopteri, Perciformes, Nototheniidae. Gene Ontology annotation, molecular function: microtubule binding; microtubule motor activity; ATP binding. Gene Ontology annotation, biological process: microtubule-based movement. The record is from RefSeq and is a predicted model, not a curated record.